ACUUUGCUCUCAACAAACCGCCUGGGCAGGACGAGAGUCACUCGCUUAUCACUUUUCCCAAUUGGAAAUUUGAUUUUUACUUCCUGGCCAUUAUGGCCGAAUCGCCCCUCAAUGUCCUUUUAAAGGGUAACACCGGCAGGAACACUCGCGGUCUACUGCGGAUUAUCAUUCUGGGAACUAUUGCCGCUGCCGCUGUGUCCAGUCGAUUGUUCAGUGUUAUUCGCUUUGAAAGUAUUAUUCACGAAUUCGAUCCUUGGUUCAAUUUCAGGGCAACCAAAUACUUGGUUCAACAUGGCUUCUACAGCUUCUGGGACUGGUUUGACGACAGAACCUGGCACCCUCUGGGACGUGUUACGGGUGGUACACUAUAUCCCGGCCUGAUGGUGACUAGCGGCGUGAUCUACCACAUUCUGCGAUUCCUGACCAUCCCCGUUGACAUCCGUAACAUUUGUGUCUUGCUUGCUCCUGGAUUCUCGGGCUUGACUGCUUUGGCGAUGUACUUCCUUACUUGUGAGAUGUCCACAUCGCCAUCUGCCGGACUGCUUGCGGCUGCUUUCAUGGGCAUCGUCCCUGGCUAUAUCUCUCGUUCGGUUGCUGGCAGCUAUGACAACGAGGCCAUCGCCAUUUUCUUGCUCGUCUUCACCUUCUUCCUGUGGAUCAAGGCUGUCAAAAAUGGCUCUAUCAUGUGGGGUGCAUUGACUGCCCUGUUCUACGGCUACAUGGUGUCGGCUUGGGGAGGGUAUGUUUUCAUCACCAACUUGAUUCCCCUGCAUGUCUUCGUUCUCCUUUGCAUGGGUAGAUACAGCUCGCGCAUCUAUAUCAGUUACACCACCUGGUAUGCUUUGGGCACUUUGGCAAGCAUGCAAAUUCCUUUCGUUGGAUUCUUGCCCAUCCGGAACAGUGACCACAUGUCUGCUCUCGGUAUCUUCGGCUUGCUUCAACUGGUGGCAUUUGCCGACUUCGUGCGAGGCUUCAUUCCGGGCAAGCAUUUCCAGAGACUCCUGACUACCAUGAUCAUUGUCGUUUUCGGCGCUGCAUUUGUGGGACUUGUUGUCCUCACUGUCUCUGGAGUCAUUGCUCCCUGGAGUGGUCGCUUCUACUCGCUGUGGGAUACUGGUUACGCAAAGAUUCAUAUUCCUAUCAUCGCAUCGGUCUCGGAGCACCAGCCUACCGCCUGGCCAGCAUUCUUCUUCGAUCUCAACUUCUUGAUCUGGCUUUUCCCAGCCGGUGUCUACAUGUGCUUCCGUGAUCUCAAGGACGAGCACGUCUUCGUCAUCAUCUACUCCGUUCUUGCCAGUUACUUUGCUGGUGUCAUGGUUCGUCUGAUGCUGACGCUGACUCCUAUCGUCUGUGUCGCUGCUGCCCUGGCUCUUUCCACUAUUCUUGAUACCUACGUUCUUGCCAGCCCAGGCCCCAACCCCAAGGCGAAGGUUGUUGAGGACACCUCAUCGGAGCCCCUCCGUUCUGCAAGAAAGCCGGACGUUGGAGUCACAUCCUACCUCUCGAAGCUGGUGGUGACAUCGUCCGCGAUUAUUUAUCUUCUCCUGUUCGUCGCGCACUGCACCUGGGUCACUUCGAACGCCUACUCUUCCCCAUCCGUGGUUCUGGCCAGCCGGAUGCCGGAUGGAAGCCAGCACAUCAUCGACGACUACCGUGAGGCCUACUACUGGCUCCGCCAGAACACUCCGCACAAUGCCAAGGUCAUGUCCUGGUGGGAUUAUGGCUAUCAAAUCGGUGGUAUGGCUGACCGCCCCACUCUCGUUGACAACAACACCUGGAACAACACCCACAUUGCCACCGUUGGAAAGGCGAUGAGCUCUCGGGAGGAGGUCAGCUACCCCAUUCUUCGGCAGCACGAUGUCGACUACGUCCUGGUGGUUUUCGGUGGAUUGCUGGGCUACUCCGGUGACGAUAUCAACAAGUUCCUGUGGAUGGUUCGUAUCGCCGAAGGUAUUUGGCCGGAUGAGGUCAAGGAGCGUGACUUCUUCACUGCUCGCGGUGAAUACCGUGUAGAUGAUCAAGCCACACCUACCAUGCGCAACAGCUUGAUGUACAAAAUGUCCUAUUACAACUACCACACCAUGUUCCAGGGCGGUCAGGCCGUGGACCGUGUCCGUGGUGCGAAGCUCCCGGCGGAGGGACCCCAGCUGUCCACCCUCGAGGAGGCCUUCACCAGUGAGAACUGGAUCAUCCGUAUUUACAAGGUCAAGGAUUUGGACAACCUGAACCGAGACCACAGCAACGCAGUCGCAUUUGACCGCGGCCACAAGCGCAAGCGUGCGACCAAGAAGAAGGGCCCUCGUGUUCUGAGAACCGAGUAGGGGAGGGUUGUUGCUUGUUGUUCAUGUAGCAGAUAGAGUAUCCGGGACGAUGAAAGUGAUCCCUUGUGUACUAGAUGUUUCAUCAUAACCUGUAUUUGAUCGACGACAUAAGCCAAACU
Messenger RNA from Aspergillus brunneoviolaceus CBS 621.78, 2440 nucleotides. Its product is annotated as dolichyl-diphosphooligosaccharide--protein glycosyltransferase subunit STT3. Gene Ontology annotation, molecular function: dolichyl-diphosphooligosaccharide-protein glycotransferase activity. The transcript has 5 exons. Gene Ontology annotation, biological process: post-translational protein modification. Lineage: Eukaryota; Fungi; Ascomycota; Eurotiomycetes; Eurotiales; Aspergillaceae. Gene Ontology annotation, cellular component: membrane. The record is from RefSeq and is a predicted model, not a curated record. Bases 93 to 2321 code for a protein of 742 amino acids.